UGCCCUUUAACAGCUCUACUCGUUUCAAAGUGCCCCUACAGCUCAGAUUAUGAGCUCAAUGUGGAGUCAGUGUGCAGUCAGUGCUCAUGGAGUCCUCUCAGUCCUCUGCUCUGGAGUCUCUACGGUUUAACAACGCCGCGCUGAGGAGGCUGCCGGUGGAUGAGUCUGAGGAGACCGGCUCCAGGACCGUCCCCGCGGCCUGCUUCUCUCGGAUCGGGUCUCUCCAGCCUCUCCUCCGGCCCUCCCUGGUGGUGCUGUCCGGGUCCGCUCUGUCCCUGCUGGGCCUUGGGGAGCAGGACGUCCUGACCGACCCUCUGGCUCCGGAGUAUCUGAGCGGCUCCAGGCUGCUGCCGGGCUCCCAGCCGGCCGCUCACUGCUACUGCGGCCACCAGUUCGGGCUGUUCGCCGGGCAGCUGGGGGACGGAGCGGUGAUGUACCUGGGGGAGGUGGAGGCGGGCACCCAGGGGAGAUGGGAGAUCCAGGUGAAAGGCGCAGGAGUCACUCCGUACUCCAGAGAUGGUGAUGGCAGGAAGGUGCUUCGCUCCAGCAUCAGAGAGUUCCUCUGCAGUGAGGCCAUGGCAGCUCUGGGGAUACCCAGCACCCGAGCAGCCUCCCUGGUCACCUCUGACCUCUACGUCAGCAGGGAUCCUCUCAACAGUGGUCGGCGUGUUCAGGAGCGCUCCUCAGUCGUCCUGCGUCUUGCCCCAACUUUCAUCAGGUUUGGCUCUUUUGAGAUCUUUCUGGGCAGAGAUGAAUUCUCAGGCCUGCAGGGUCCCAGUGCAGGGCGCCAUGAUAUUCGUGCUCAGCUGCUGGAUUAUGUUGUUGAGACUUUCUAUCCUCACAUUCAGCAGGCUCACAGCAACCGGAAAGACAGGAAUAUGGCUUUCUUCAGAGAGGUGAUGAUGCGAACGGCUAAGCUAGUGGCCCAGUGGCAGUGUGUAGGUUUUUGCCAUGGUGUACUUAACACUGACAACAUGAGCAUCCUGGGUCUCACUCUGGAUUAUGGGCCAUUUGGUUUCAUGGACAGGUUUGAUCCAGAUUUCGUCUCCAACGCCUCAGACAAAAGAAGGCGCUACUCGUACCAAGCCCAGCCCUCUGUGUGCCGCUGGAACCUGGCUCGCCUGGCUGAAGCGCUGGGCUCUGAGCUGGACGCCGCAGAGGCAGGAGCUAUCCUGGAUGAAUUUAUGCCUACAUAUAAGGCCUCCUACUUGCAUAUCAUGAGGAAAAAGCUGGGUCUUGUGAGAAAAGAAGAGGCAGAUGACAGCGAGCUCAUAUCAGAUCUGCUGCGUGUAAUGUACAACACUGGUGCAGAUUUCACAAACACCUUCUGCUUGCUGAGUCGUGUCCCCUGGCCUGAGGAGGGCGACAGUGAGAGGGAUGUUGUGGGACCAGUGGUGGAGCUCAUCCUAGAGCAGUGCGCCUCGAUUGAGGAGCUAAAGGUGGCUAAUAAGCCAACAAUGGAGAACCGUGAAUUGGCGAUGAUUCUCUCCAUGGCACAAACCAACCCGACCAUGUUUGGGAUGGUGGCAGACAGGCCAGAUGUGGCUCAGCAGCUGGAAUUAAUGGGCCGUUUAAAGGAGCUAAUUGAGACGGAUCAAGACGAGCUCAAGAAAAAGCAACAUGAUGACUGGACUCGCUGGAUUAGCCAAUACAGGAGGCGUUUAGUCCGGGAGUGUGAUGGCAUGAGUGACUUGUCCCUUGUCGAAAAGGAGAGACUCAGAGUGAUGAACAGCAGCAACCCCCGGGUGGUUCUACGUAACUACAUUGCCCAGAAUGCAAUAAAUGCAGCAGAAAAAGGAGACUUCUCUGAGGUCAACAGAGUUCUUAAAGUUCUGGAGAAACCAUAUUCAGAUCCUGAGCCUUUGUAUGAACCUGCCUCAUGUGGUGAUAAGAAACAUGAAGGAAGGGAGCUCACUGUUACAUACGAUGGGAAGCCUCCUGCCUGGGCACAAACAAUUUGUAUCACCUGAUCCUCGUAGAGCCUCCCUGGAAGGUGAAGGAGAGAGGUCUGUUUCAGUCUAAGUGAACCACACGAGUGGACCACGUGGGUGUGAAGGGAUUUACUGUUUUGGUACCAGCCAUGGACUGUAUAAGUUGGACAUAGUAAUCAUAAUAUCCCCCACUGGUUUGAGGACAACCUUUCUGAAGCCUCAAAUUUGGCAUUUGGCCAGCUUAGGCUUCUGAAACCGGACGAUACGAUGGAUCUUACUGAGAACUCAAGGACAUUAUUCUUGCUGAUACAGUAGCAAACUACUGAUCACAAAGUAUUCCAACCAUUUAUCAUAUAUUUUAAUCUAAAUGGGACUAAAACUUAUGCAACAAAUAAAAAUAAAUCAGGGUGUAUUAAAACAGUCUUCAAACGAACAACUGAGUCCAUUAGGACAGUGUUUACAGAGGUAAUAAAUCAAGUGAGAAUUUACGUCAUUUUCUCAUAGACUUAUAAAAUCAGACUUCUUUUUGCAACCAGAGGAGCCGCCCCCCUGCUGGCUGUUAAAAUUCAGUUUUAAUGCACUGACAUGUUGGCUAGGUCCAUCUAUUAUACAGUCCAUGAUACCAGCAACUCAGUCAUUCUCCAUUUCCACCUCAGACUUUCUCUCCUGCUUCCUUAAAGGAGGAUGAUAUAUAACCCGAUGUGCUCCAGUGUUCAUUGGUACAAGGUUAGUUUAAUGUUUGUGUGAAUCAAAGUUCCAAAAAAAUUCAGCAAGGACAAAUAAUUUGAUUGAUUUUUGAUACUUUUCAGAAAAAGGAAUUUGAUGGAGUCUGUAGAAAAAGGAGCUUUAAUUCACUGAAUGGUCAGCUGCUGAUGACGUAUGACGGUUCAGAUGACCAGUCACACAAUGACCUGUCUGGGCCUGAAACACCAGGAACACAUGAGUAUCAGCUCAUGCAAAUAAAAUGCAAACUAGUGAGCUCAAGCAUACCAGUAACAGUUUGUUCUGUACCUCUACUGAACAUGAAAUGAUUCAUGAUAUAUGGUCCUGCAGAUUUUGUCUAUUCAAUAAAAAAUAAGGUGCUUUUUGUCAUAAAGUCUGUAAAA
Molecule: messenger RNA, 3037 nt
Organism: Acanthochromis polyacanthus (spiny chromis)
Lineage: Eukaryota; Metazoa; Chordata; Actinopteri; Pomacentridae
Gene: selenoo2
Product: selenoprotein O2
Exons: 9
Coding region: 87-1970 (627 amino acids)
Source: RefSeq, a predicted model, not a curated record